CAUUUUUCUAUUCUCUCUCUCUUCGUGUCCCAUUUUCCCCCAUUCUGUGCAGAGAGUGGUUGGCGACAGGGAGGGAGAGAGAGGGAGCCCAAAAUCCUCCUGCAGUGAAGGCGAAGCAGGAGGUCCAACCAUGGCCGCUGCCGCGGCCAAUUGCUUAUCCUACUCGUCAUACUUCUCGGCUCGUCAAUCCCCUAGACGUCGAAGCAGUUCAUCGCUUUUUUACUCGUGCUUUCGUCUAUCUGGAAUCACUGCGCCAAAAGGUGGCUUCUCUAUCCGCUGCUCCUCACCCUUAUCCCCCAAUGGUAGGCCAACAGGGAGAGAAUCCGAGAACUCGGCGGUCAAGGAGGAGAAGCAAAUUACGGAGGAGAAGCGGAGGUCUGAACUUGCUUCCCGCAUUGCCUCCGGGGAGUUCACCGUCCAGAAAUUUGGAUCGGCGUCAAUGCUGAGGAAUGUGCUUUCGAAGAUUGGGCCGUCUGGAAGGUUUUUAGUGGAUCUGUUGGUUAAAUUGGGCGAUGGCGAGUACACGGAGAUUCCUCAGGCCCAGGGGUCAUUCAAGGCUGUGGGAGGUCAGGCCUUCUUCAUUCCUCUUUACGAGCUAUACCUCAUCUACGGCGGUAUCUUUCGUCUCACCUUUGGGCCCAAGUCAUUUUUGAUAGUUUCUGAUCCGGUACUAGCUAAGCACAUUCUUAAGGAUAACUGCAAGGCUUACUCCAAGGGCGUUCUAGCCGAGAUUCUUGACUUUGUCAUGGGGAAAGGAUUAAUCCCAGCUGAUGGCGAGAUAUGGAGGGUUCGGAGAAGAGCAAUUGUCCCCGCGUUGCAUAAGAAGUAUGUGGCUACCAUGAUUAACCUCUUUGGGCAAGCUUCAUAUAGACUCUGUGAGAAGUUGGAUAGAGCUUCAUCAGAUGGAGAAGAUGUAGAUAUGGAGUCACUUUUCUCACGGCUGACCUUAGAUAUCAUUGGGAAGGCUGUUUUUAACUAUGAUUUUGAUUCUUUAACACUAGACUAUGGAAUUGUGGAUGCUGUUUACACAGUCUUGAGAGAAGCAGAGCAGCGAAGUACUUCCCCAAUACCAACUUGGGAAAUUCCAAUAUGGAAAUAUAUCUCUCCAAGACAGCAGAAGGUCACAAAAGCUCUGAAGUUGAUCAAUGACACUCUUGAUGAACUGAUAGCAAUAUGCAAGAGAAUGGUUGAUCAAGAGAAGUUGCAAUUUCACGAGGAGUACAUGAACGAGCAGGAUCCUAGCAUUCUACACUUUUUAUUGGCAUCAGGAGACGAUGUUUCCAGCAAGCAGCUCCGUGACGAUUUGAUGACAUUGCUAAUAGCUGGACACGAAACAUCUGCGGCAGUGCUUACAUGGACUUUUUAUCUUCUUUCUAAGGAACCCAAGGUUGUGGCCAAACUCCAAGAAGAGGUUGAUUCCAUUCUGGGGGAUCGAUUUCCAACCAUUGAAGAUAUGAAAAAAUUAAAGUACACCACUCGUGUGAUUAAUGAAUCUUUGAGACUAUAUCCUCAGCCACCUGUGCUGAUUCGGCGUUCUAUUGAGGCUGAUCAGCUUGGGAUUUAUCCCAUCAAACGAGGUGAAGAUAUAUUUAUUUCCGUAUGGAACAUCCAUCGUUCUCCUGUGCAUUGGGAGAAUGCUGAAAGUUUCAUUCCUGAAAGAUGGCCUAUUGAUGGACCGAAUCCAAAUGAAGUGAAUCAGAAUUUUAGCUAUCUUCCAUUUGGUGGAGGGCCACGAAAGUGCGUUGGAGAUAUGUUUGCAACAUUUGAGAUUGUGGUGGCAACAGCGAUGCUGGUACGACGUUUCAACUUUGAAAUGGCACCCGGAGCGCCUCCGGUUGAAAUGACAACUGGUGCAACUAUUCACACCACCGAGGGUUUGAAGAUGACAGUCACGCACAGAUUCAGGCCUCCUGUUAUUCCAUCCCUGGAGAAGAUGACACAAAUAAAUGGAGAUCAGCCACUGCCACCGGACACUUGUCUUGAAGGUGACCACACAGAUGAAGUAAUUGCUGCUUGAAUCUGAUUU
Phalaenopsis equestris is the source of this 2026-nucleotide messenger RNA. Its product is annotated as protein LUTEIN DEFICIENT 5, chloroplastic. Gene Ontology annotation, cellular component: chloroplast. The transcript is spliced from 15 exons. Gene Ontology annotation, molecular function: iron ion binding; oxidoreductase activity, acting on paired donors, with incorporation or reduction of molecular oxygen; beta-carotene 3-hydroxylase activity. Gene Ontology annotation, biological process: xanthophyll biosynthetic process. NCBI's taxonomy places the organism in Eukaryota, Viridiplantae, Streptophyta, Magnoliopsida, Asparagales, Orchidaceae. The record is from RefSeq and is a predicted model, not a curated record. Bases 131 to 2017 code for a protein of 628 amino acids.